Lucilia cuprina (Australian sheep blowfly) is the source of this 872-nucleotide messenger RNA. RefSeq names its product adult-specific cuticular protein ACP-22-like. The record is from RefSeq and is a predicted model, not a curated record. Gene Ontology annotation, cellular component: extracellular matrix. The transcript is spliced from 2 exons. NCBI's taxonomy places the organism in Eukaryota, Metazoa, Arthropoda, Insecta, Diptera, Calliphoridae. The coding region runs from base 97 to 624 and encodes 175 amino acids.
UGAUAUCAGUGUUUGGACUACAUUCAAUUGUUUUACACACAUCUAUUGUUGGACCCUUUUUUUGUUCUAAAACAACAAAAACAAAAUCAGCAUACAAUGCGUUUCCUAACAUCAGUCGGUAUUUUGUUGUUGGCCAUUUGUGGUUUGGCUGCUGCAGGACUUGUGCCUCAUCAGCAUCAUGGACAUCAUGUUAGUAGUUAUACGGUGGUUAGUAAACACGAAGAGCCCACUGUUAAACAUGAAUACUCGCACAAAUCGUGGGAAGAACAUCAAGCAGAUGGAGGUCAUGAAUUGGCACACUUCUCGCAUAAAUUCGAUCACAGCGAUGAUGCUCAUGAAGAUUAUGAUGGUGGUCAUGAUCAUGAUGAAGAUUAUUAUGCUCAUCCCAAAUACCAAUAUGAUUAUGCUGUUAAGGAUGAAAAGACCGGCGACUCGAAAAAACAUUGGGAAACCAGAGAUGGUGAUAAAGUAAAAGGUAGCUACACCAUUAAGGAAGCCGAUGGCACUACCCGUAUUGUAGAGUAUACCGCUGAUCAUAAGAAUGGUUAUAAUGCUGUUGUCAAGAUUAUCGGUCAUCCUCAUCUUGAACAUGAGAGUCAUGAACAUUCUCAUUAUAGUCAUUAAUUUAGGAGAAUUUUCAUUAUUGCAUUUUGUUAAACGAUUAAGGCAAUUUUCUUGUCAAAUUCCAAAGACUUAUUAAAUGUUUUUAACUUCUUUUAUUAAGUUACUCUUACAAUUACUAAUACUAAUUUAGUCUUAAAUGUUUCCUUUAUCUAUUUUUAUAACGUCGUAACUUUAGCUCUUUUAGAAAUUUGUUGCCAAAUACAGUAAUAUAUUCAAAAUAAAGUAUUGGAAAUCAUUUUAUAUAAAAA